This is a messenger RNA of Dendrobium catenatum, 2579 nucleotides long. RefSeq names its product ABC transporter G family member 11. The coding region runs from base 247 to 2358 and encodes 703 amino acids. Gene Ontology annotation, molecular function: ATP binding; ABC-type transporter activity; ATP hydrolysis activity. Gene Ontology annotation, cellular component: membrane. The transcript is spliced from 10 exons. NCBI's taxonomy places the organism in Eukaryota, Viridiplantae, Streptophyta, Magnoliopsida, Asparagales, Orchidaceae. The record is from RefSeq and is a predicted model, not a curated record.
GGUAAUUAAGAAUGGGCGGUAUUCUACUUGACCGACUGAAAGAGAAAAUGAAGAGGGGGGAGUAAUGCUUCCCCUGCUCUGUUUAUAAACUUCACGUUUGUGUGGCUGCUGUACUCGUUCAGGCAGAAGAUGAUGAGAAAGGGAGAUUGAGCAGUCCAACUCACGCAGAAAGCUCCUUCAUUUAAAUCUUCUUGCAUUUCUCCUGUUUAUAUAUCGGAGCUUGAAGAGCAAAAGAGAAUCAGAAAGAUGAAGAACGCUGUAAUGGCGGAGAUAGAAGCCAGCAAGCCUUCUAGUAAUGGGUUGGUCGCCGGCGGGCUGAGUCCCCUGAGUGAAACGCUUUGGAGAGAGAAGACGAACACGGAGCUGCUCGGUGACGUCUCGGCGAGGCUGACAUGGAAGGAUUUGACGGUAACGGUGGCGCUUGGAAACGGAGAAACACAGUGCGUGCUCGAAGGGCUGACAGGCUACGCAGAACCAGGAAGUUUCACUGCUCUAAUGGGGCCGUCUGGAUCCGGCAAGUCGACUCUGCUCGACGCCCUCUCCAGCCGCCUUGCCUCCAACGCUUUCCUCUCCGGCGUUAUUCUUCUCAAUGGCCGGAAGACGAAGCUUGCCUUCGGCACGGCCGCAUACGUGACGCAAGAUGACAACUUGAUCGGAACUUUGACUGUGAGAGAGACAAUAAUGUACUCGGCGAGGCUGCGGCUGCCGGAUAAAAUGGAGAGGGAAUCGAAGCGAGCGCUUGUGGAGGGAACGAUAGUAGAAAUGGGUCUUCAGGACUGCGCUGAUACAGUCAUCGGAAACUGGCACCUCAGAGGGAUAAGCGGCGGGGAGAAGAGGAGAGUUAGCAUUGCAAUUGAGAUUCUCAUGAGGCCGAGGCUUCUUUUCCUCGAUGAGCCAACAAGCGGUCUUGAUAGUGCUUCUGCUUUCUUCGUAACUCAGACGCUGAGAGGAUUAUCAAGAGAUGGGCGUACUGUUAUAGCUUCUAUUCAUCAGCCGAGCAGUGAGGUGUUUGAGUUGUUUGAUCAGCUUUAUCUGCUUUCCGGAGGCAAAACUAUUUAUUUUGGGAAGGCUUCAAAGGCAUAUGAGUUCUUUUCGGAAGCUGGAUUCCCUUGCCCAUCGCUGAGAAACCCAUCGGAUCAUUUCCUGAGAUGUAUAAACUCGGAUUUUGAUAAGGUUAAAGCUACAUUAAAGGGUUCAAUGAAGGCAAGGUUUGAGCGGAGUGAUGAUCCUCUGGAAAAAAUGACCACAUCAGAAGCAACACGAAGGCUUACUGAAUACUAUCGUCGCUCUCAGUAUUAUUACACAGCAAGAGAAAAAGUAGAUGAGAUCUCUCGAGUUAAAGGAACUAUUCUGGAUCCAGGAGGAAGUCAGGCCAGUUUCUUCAUGCAAUCUUACGUUUUAACCAAGCGUUCUUUUGUAAACAUGUCCAGGGAUUUUGGUUAUUACUGGUUGAGGCUUGUCAUUUACCUAGUUGUCACUGUUUGCAUUGGAACAAUAUACCUGAAUGUGGGAACUGCAUACAGCUCAAUCCUGGCUAGAGGCGCUUGUGCUUCUUUUGUUUUUGGCUUUGUCACCUUCAUGUCCAUAGGAGGUUUUCCAUCCUUUGUCGAAGAUAUGAAGGUCUUCCAAAGAGAGAGACUCAACGGGCACUAUGGAGUGUUAGCAUUUGUUAUCAGCAAUACAGUUUCUGCAAUGCCAUUUUUAAUCUUGAUAACCUUUCUCUCUGGGACCAUCUGCUACUUCAUGGUGCGACUUCAUCCAGGAGUUAUCCAUUAUCUGUUCUUCGUGCUUUGCCUCUAUGCUAGUGUUACUGUGGUUGAGAGCUUGAUGAUGGCUAUAGCCAGUGUUGUUCCUAACUUUCUUAUGGGAAUCAUCAUAGGAGCUGGAAUUCAGGGAAUUUUUAUGCUGGUUUCUGGCUACUUCAGACUUCCAAAGGACAUUCCGAAGCCAGUUUGGAGAUACCCAAUGUCAUACAUAAGCUUCCACUACUGGGCACUGCAGGGUCAAUACCAGAAUGACCUCAGUGGCCUCCUCUUUGAUGGCCAGAGCCCAUAUGACUUCAAGAUCCCUGGUGAUUAUAUCCUCGAACAAGUGUUUCAGAUCGAUGUUCGUCGAUCCAAAUGGUGGGAUCUGUCUGUUCUCUUCAGCAUGAUCAUCAUUUAUCGCAUCAUCUUCUUCAUCACCAUCAAGAUCAGUGAAGAUUUUGCUCCCUGGAUCAGAGGCUACAUUGCCAGGAGGAGGCUUCAGAAGAAGCAAAACCUGAAAGCCUCAGCUGAGCUAGCAAACAGAACUCCAUCUCUUCGAGCUUAUGUCGUCCCACCGAUAGCCAGUCAAUCCAAUUCAUCAGAGACAGUUUAGUAAAAGCAAUAUGUUCUUUAAUCUUACAAAGUAUAUCGUGUUUUAAAUACUGGAAAGAUUUAUCAGGCUCUAUGAGUGUUCUUAUCACUUCAUUUAAGAGUGGUAUUCUCUUGCUUUUCUUUUUUUUUUUUUUUUUUGGAUUCAAGGAAAUGGAAGAAGAGGAAAUGAAUUCCUAACAACUUAUGUGUUGAUUAUAAAUGUGAAGUUACGGAUUUACGCCA